This is a messenger RNA of Entrophospora candida, 134 nucleotides long. The record is from the annotation of a GenBank genome assembly. NCBI's taxonomy places the organism in Eukaryota, Fungi, Glomeromycota, Glomeromycetes, Entrophosporales, Entrophosporaceae.
AUGGAAGCAAUUUCUUCCAAAUCAACAUCAGAUUUGAGCAAUAGUUUUUGGGCACAAAUCCUAAUAAUUUCUCAUCACCCUUUCAAAUUAGGUGGGACUAAGAGUCAUCUAGAGUUGCCUCCUGAAACUCAUGA